UGGGAAUCGAGUAGAGUCCUCUGGUUUUUCUGAGGCCUGUGCUCUUUGAGGGCCAUAGCUUGGGACCCUUUGAACCCUAAUCUCCACCGAAACCCAUUUUCUGGGAAAAUUUUCCGGACAAGAAAAAGAGAAGAGGAAAAUGCAGAAUCAUAGGCUGAAGCAGCAGCAGCAACAACAACAACAGGCUCUGAUGCAGCAAGCACUUCUCCAACAACAGUCUCUCUACCACCCUGGCCUCCUUGCUCCUCCUCAGAUUGAACCAAUUCCAAGUGGAAAUCUGCCUCCUGGUUUUGAUCCAAGUACUUGCCGCAGUGUGUAUGUUGGGAACAUCCAUACACAGGUAACUGAACCUCUUUUGCAAGAAGUUUUUGCUGGUACUGGCCCAGUUGAAGGUUGUAAACUUAUCAGAAAGGAGAAGUCAUCCUAUGGAUUUAUUCAUUACUUUGAUCGCAGAUCUGCUGCUCUUGCCAUAUUAUCUCUUAAUGGAAGGCAUCUAUUUGGCCAGCCUAUCAAAGUUAAUUGGGCAUAUGCCAGUGGCCAGCGAGAGGACACAUCAGGUCAUUACAAUAUUUUUGUUGGUGAUCUAAGUCCUGAGGUCACUGAUGCUACACUAUUUGCAUGCUUUUCUGUCUACACCAGUUGUUCAGAUGCAAGGGUUAUGUGGGAUCAGAAGACUGGGCGUUCAAGAGGAUUUGGAUUUGUUUCAUUCCGCAGUCAACAGGAUGCACAAAACGCUAUAAAUGAUUUGACUGGUAAAUGGCUUGGAAGUAGACAAAUACGCUGUAACUGGGCAACUAAAGGUGCUGGUGGUAUAGAAGAGAAGCAAAACUCAGAUGCAAAAAGUGUGGUGGAACUAACAAAUGGCUCAUCUGAAGAUGGUAAAGAGGUUUCUAAUAGUGAUGCUCCUGAGAAUAAUCUUCAGUAUACAACGGUUUAUGUGGGUAACCUUGCUUCAGAGGUAACUCAACUCGAUCUCCAUCGCCACUUCCAUUCUCUUGGGGCUGGCGUGAUAGAGGAGGUUCGUGUCCAGCGUGAUAAAGGGUUUGGUUUCGUGAGGUACAGUAAUCAUGCUGAAGCAGCUCUGGCUAUUCAGAUGGGGAAUGCCCAGUCUCUUCUUCUUGGAAAACAAAUUAAGUGCUCUUGGGGGAGCAAGCCCACUCCACCUGGAACUGCUUCAAAUCCCCUUCCCCCACCUGCUGCUGCAUCUCUGCCUGGGCUGUCUCCAAACGAUCUUUUGGCAUACGAGCGACAACUAGCCAUGAGUAAGAUGGGGAGCGUGCAUGCUGCCUUGAUGCAUCCCCAAAGCCAACAUUCUCUUAAACAAGCAGCGGCCAUUGGAGCCAGCCAAGCAAUAUAUGAUGGUGGGUUCCAGAAUGUUGCAGCUGCACAGCAAAUGAUGUAUUACCAGUAACACUCCGCGCUUCUCUUGAUGUGGUUUAUGCAACUAUUAUAUAUCCUGCCUGCUGCACAUUGAUUCCUGUUAAACUUUAGGGAGCUUUUACAUUUUACCCUUUUUCACUUCACGGUGGUUUGGUAGUUACACCUGCCAUAUUAGAUAAUUAUGAGCAAACAUUUGUAUGGGUUUGUAUCAUGUAUGCGGUUUUCUACUUAGUAGUGAUGAGUGUUUAUGAUUUUAAUAGGGAUUGUCUACCCUGACAUUUUUCUUCUCACACCCAUUUGGGUGUUACUAUGCGAUGCUUGUCAUCAAUAUCAUCAUCCUGUCUAUA
Molecule: messenger RNA, 1727 nt
Organism: Vigna angularis (adzuki bean)
Lineage: Eukaryota; Viridiplantae; Streptophyta; Magnoliopsida; Fabales; Fabaceae
Product: oligouridylate-binding protein 1B
Exons: 12
Coding region: 140-1411 (423 amino acids)
Molecular function (GO): mRNA binding
Source: RefSeq, a predicted model, not a curated record